Messenger RNA from Homo sapiens (human), 1173 nucleotides. It is a transcript of the gene KRTAP5-10, whose product is annotated as keratin associated protein 5-10. NCBI's taxonomy places the organism in Eukaryota, Metazoa, Chordata, Mammalia, Primates, Hominidae. Bases 26 to 634 code for a protein of 202 amino acids. The transcript has a single exon. The record is from RefSeq and is marked validated.
GAUCCACCCUCAAUCUACCAGAAUCAUGGGCUGCUGUGGCUGCUCCGGAGGCUGUGGCUCCGGCUGUGGGGGUUGUGGCUCCGGCUGUGGGGGCUGUGGCUCCGGCUGUGGGGGCUAUGGCUCUGGCUGUGGGGGCUGUGGCUCCAGCUGCUGUGUGCCCGUCUGCUGCUGCAAGCCCGUGUGCUGCUGUGUGCCAGCCUGUUCCUGCUCCAGCUGUGGCUCCUGUGGGGGCUCCAAGGGGGACUGUGGCUCUUGUGGGGGCUCCAAAGGGGGCUGUGGUUCCUGUGGGGGCUCCAAGGGGGGCUGUGGCUCCUGUGGGGGCUCCAAGGGGGGCUGUGGUUCUUGUGGGGGCUCCAAGGGGGGCUGUGGCUCCUGUGGGGGCUCCAAAGGUGGCUGUGGUUCCUGUGGGGGCUCCAAGGGGGGCUGUGGUUCUUGUGGCUGCUCCCAGUGCAAUUGCUGUAAGCCCUGCUGCUGCUCCUCAGGCUGUGGAUCCUGCUGCCAGUCCAGCUGCUGCAAUCCCUGCUGCUGCCAGUCCAGCUGCUGUGUCCCCGUGUGCUGCCAGUCUAGCUGCUGCAAGCCCUGCUGCUGUCAGUCCAGCUGCUGUGUCCCCGUGUGCUGCCAGUGUAAGAUCUGAGGCUCUGAACCCAGACCUUCAGGUUUCACCUGUUUGGUGAAAGCAUUUGUUAUGAUUUCCCUGAAUUAAUUCAUCCCACGCAUCCUCCCUGAGGCACCUGCCCCUUCUCCAGCUCAUCAUCCAUGCACGCACCUCCUUCCAUGGCUCAGCUCUCCACUGGGCCCUGCCUUCAGCCUCCUCACUCCGGAAAUGCAUGUUUCCUUGAUGCAGGAGGUGGCCUUGCCUGGACGCGGGCACCCAGCCAACUGCCAUGGUGUUCCCUGCACUUGGGUGUGGACCAUCUUCUUCUUCUCCCUCGGCUGACUGAGAUGCAAGGUCUGACCCCACAAGGCCAGGCCAAUGUUGCUCAGUGAUCACUAAGAACCAGCUUCUCAACCACCAUUGGGACCCUGGAUCCUCCAGGGCCGCUCGCUGCCUGUUCUCCAGUGGCCACCUGUGACCAGGAAGGUCUCCUUCCUUCCUGUUGUCUCCAUCUAUUUAAAAACAAUAACAAAGUAAUGAAUGAAUUUCCUUACAAUAAAGCCUCUCAUGUCUGUAAA